Linum tenue is the source of this 1723-nucleotide messenger RNA. The record is from the annotation of a GenBank genome assembly. NCBI's taxonomy places the organism in Eukaryota, Viridiplantae, Streptophyta, Magnoliopsida, Malpighiales, Linaceae.
CACAGCUCCACCUAUCCUCAUUUUCCAACUGCUAGUACAAACGUUACCCACGUAUCCCUCCCGCCGCCGCCGGGUUCGGCAGUAGCAUAGCACCGGCAAUCGCCAAACCGCGCCACCGCCAUCAUUUCCGUUUCCCGGCGAAUCCUAACCGUCCACGAACCUCCCUCAACCCACCAUCCUCCAUCUCAGCCCUCCAAUUUCCUUCCUUUAUCCAACCACUUCCUCUCCCUAUUUAACCCCAAAAUUUAUCUUCGCGUCCAGUUUCUUCUUCCCUGUUCCUUUCUCCACACUCCAGAGGAAAACCAACCAACCCAUCCAUCCAUCCAUCCAUCUUCGCCAAUGGCUCGCUCCCUUUCGCUAUCCUCUUCCCGCACUUACCUCGCAGCGGCAGCAGCGACGGCAGCUUCCAGAUCUUCCUCCUCCUUCCGCUGCCUCGCCCUCCGCUCCAACUCCAACACCCCCAACAACAACGCCGAGCCCGCGGCCGCCGAUGAGUCCGCCGAUCCCCUCGUCGGAAGGCUCGAGGACGCCAUCCACCGCAUCAUCGUCCGCCGCGCCGCCCCCGAUUGGCUGCCUUUCCUCCCCGGGACUUCGUACUGGGUUCCUCCCGCUAGAUCUACCGCCGGAUCCUACGGGAUUGCCCAGCUCGUCGAGAGGCUUGCGAAUCCAUUGACGGAGGAGGAAUCGCUCUCCGGUUCCACCGUCCGCGGCUGGCCUUCCUCGGAUUAUUUCAUCAAAGGUGCCAGCUUCGGACAGCUGCCUGUAGAUACCAUGCCGGAUGAAGUAGAGAAGGAUUCAACUCCAGAGGAAGUUAAGACCGAGGAACCGUCGAGUCACGCCCCUAAAUCGGAGACGGAGGAAGGAUAAUUGAUAUGAUGGGUUCGUCGCAUCUCGGUGAGCUAGAUAUUCUUCAUUAGAUUCAUCUCUCUCUCUUAUGUAUAUCUCAUGGACACACAUUACAAGCACAGAGUCACAUACAGAUAGACACGCUAGAAUGGGAUGCCAUAUUGGUUUAGUUUGUGGUUUAGCUUAUUUGUGUAUCAUCAUAUUUGUGCUUGAGCUUGAGCUUCAGUGUUCAUCGGUUUAUAAAAUUGCAACUGCUUUUGUUACUACGAGGGGGCGGUAGAUUGUGUACAUAUUUGACCUACGAGCAUGAGAAAGUGAUUGUUCAAGAUGAAUCUAUUGUCCUUCUGAUGCACCAGCUUAUCAGCUUUCUUUUGAACAAUAUGGCAGUGAUCUUAACUGCAUAUUGCGCACACUGCUGUGUUUUGACAGAGGCUCGUCCGGAUUUGGAACUUCAGUGUAAAUCAAACAAUGGAAAGGAAGCGGGAAGAAGCUACCUUUUCUUUGAAAGGUAACGAUGGUGAUAAAGAACGAACAACCAAUUUGGAGGAGGAGCUGUACAGAUGCAAAAACCCUGGUGGAGGUUUUUAAUAAUUUGAUCUUCCAGUUGGUGGGCUGUGUGUAGUAGUUUUGGAAAGGAUUGCCCCGCAGUUUCACUGUAUGUAGCAAAAAGCUGAAGAAGAUCCGUCAUUCCAUAUUUAUGGUUAUUCCCCCGUUAUAUAAUGCUAAGACUGGAAACCUUCUCUGUAUCUUUGCAUGUACAUAUGUUUCUCUCUCAAACGUAUCAAUGCUUUCAUGGAACAACUUUGAGUAUAUGCAUCCACUCCCUGUCCAUACACGUCAUCAUCUUACAAAAAAAUAGCAAGUAUUUGUACGAAGU